Ruditapes philippinarum (Manila clam) is the source of this 413-nucleotide messenger RNA. RefSeq names its product large ribosomal subunit protein eL37-like. Lineage: Eukaryota; Metazoa; Mollusca; Bivalvia; Venerida; Veneridae. The transcript has 4 exons. Gene Ontology annotation, molecular function: structural constituent of ribosome; RNA binding. Gene Ontology annotation, cellular component: cytosolic large ribosomal subunit; ribosome. The coding region runs from base 58 to 363 and encodes 101 amino acids. Gene Ontology annotation, biological process: translation. The record is from RefSeq and is a predicted model, not a curated record.
UUUUCUACUUUCGAUUCAAAACGAGGCAACUUCCUUUUGCCAUCUGCUGGAUUGAAAAUGACAAAAGGUACAUCCAGUUUUGGUAAGCGGCAUAACAAGACACACACCCAGUGUCGUCGCUGUGGUCGUCGUGCCUACCACAUUCAGAAGAAAAGAUGUGCAUCUUGCAGCUAUCCCAGUUCAUCUAUGAGAUCAUAUAACUGGAGUGAGAAGGCAAAGCGAAGGAGGACCACUGGUACAGGAAGAAUGAGGCACAUGAAGAAUGUCUUCAGAAGGUUUAGGAAUGGUUUCCGGGAAGGAACUGCACCAAAACCAAGACGUGUUGGAGCUGCUGCCCCAGCAUCUACCGUAGCCACUAAAUAAAUUAAAUUUUCUGUACAGCCAAGAAAAAAAAUAAAAUAAAAAAAAAAUCA